This is a messenger RNA of Fusarium fujikuroi IMI 58289, 864 nucleotides long. RefSeq lists its product as uncharacterized. The transcript is spliced from 3 exons. The record is from RefSeq and is a predicted model, not a curated record. Bases 1 to 864 code for a protein of 287 amino acids. Lineage: Eukaryota; Fungi; Ascomycota; Sordariomycetes; Hypocreales; Nectriaceae.
AUGUCUUCAUCACAGGAUUCUUCAGACUGGACAAGAGUCGUCCGCAAGGGCCGCAAGAACAGACGAACCAACACGGCAUCUCACUCCUCCAGACACGUAAAGCCUCAGACAGAAGGUUUGAGAUCACCGGAGGAUUUGGAGAAGGAUUACAAGCAGCAUCGCAAACGAUGGGAGGACGAAGCGUACUCCUGUCCCCGUCUCCGUGAGCUCGUCAAGGCGAAGGUGUCGCAUUUGACAGAGAUUAACAAGGCGGUUCAUCUUGGCGUCGGGACAUUUGAUCCGAAUGAUGGGCUCAAUCUUGAUGGCAAGAGGUCCACGUUUGCGCAACUUGCGGCUUUUGAGAUCAUGGUUGAAGAACUGGAGAAAAUCACGGGCGGCAAGAUUGAGACAUUCUUCCAAGACCCAGCCUUCAGCGCCUCCGACAAAAAGUUCCUUGAGACUAUCGGCCACACUGUUCUCGAUGAUCCGAAGGGUACGCAGAUGGUUGACAAGAAGACGCUCUUCUUUGGCGUUCAUCUCUACAGACCUGUCUACAACGAUGCGCUAGAGGGCGAACUUCCCGCGCUGUUUGUUGGAACUAGUUGGGAUGAUUGGGGAGACAUCUUUGCAGACGAGCACAUCGAGAACGUGGAGAGAAUGCACAAGUCAUAUGAACGCUGUGACUUUCCCCAGGAGAGACUGGACUGUGCGUUUUCUACGACGAGUAUCUACUGGAAGCCCAAGAGCGAGGAGAAGGGUGAGGGUGAGGGUAAAGGGAAGGGAAUUGUGAUUGAGGAGGUUGAGAUUGAGGAUGGGGAUGAGAAGAAGGAUAGUAAUGGGGAGGAGGAGUUGGUCAAGAAGCUUGAGACUACUACUAUUAAUUAA